This is a messenger RNA of Neohortaea acidophila, 7298 nucleotides long. RefSeq lists its product as uncharacterized. NCBI's taxonomy places the organism in Eukaryota, Fungi, Ascomycota, Dothideomycetes, Mycosphaerellales, Teratosphaeriaceae. Gene Ontology annotation, biological process: telomere maintenance; DNA damage checkpoint signaling; protein phosphorylation. The coding region runs from base 42 to 7190 and encodes 2382 amino acids. Gene Ontology annotation, molecular function: protein binding; protein serine/threonine kinase activity. The transcript has a single exon. The record is from RefSeq and is a predicted model, not a curated record. Gene Ontology annotation, cellular component: nucleus.
GACUUCAUCUCUCCAUGCCCUCGAAAUGAUGAGUCGCUCCCAUGGCUCGCCGCAUCGCUACAACACACGGCGGAAAGGAGCAUGGCGACGCUCCGCCGCCGUCAACUCUCGCGGCACAAAUUGUCCAGAAUCAGACCGAAGGGCCGGUAAACCAGCAGAAUGGCGAAACUCCAACCUUUGCCGAGUUGUUGAACGAGAUCCUGCACAACCACGCCGCCACACCGGAGACGGACAUCGAAACUAAUAUCAAGCUGGUCAACGUAGUCGCCGAAGCCGGUCUGGGUCCGCUGGCAAUCGAUAAUCCAUUCGCCGAGUGCGAUGUCCUGCUUCCGUUGGCCUUCGACAGCAUUGCCGUCAUUGAGGCUACUAUCAAGAGACAGCCUGAGAUCCUUUUCGCAGCAACGAAACAGCACGAGCCUCGCCUUCUUCUGUCCUUACUGGCUCGUGUACUGGCGAUAUGUGGGAGGCGGCAGUGCGAGCAGCUACCCAUCGACCGCUUGUUGGAUUCACUACUGCUGGCGCUUGAUACAUCUCUCCAGGUGUGGGGUCGUGCGAAGGUCGUACGACGAAUCAUCCAAGACUGUUUAGACGAUGUCAUGUUCUCCCUCGAAGCGACAACCGGCUCCAAGACAGAUCUCUCGAUCAAGCUGCCUCCGGCAAGAAGUAUCGUGUCGGUCUGGCCGGAAUUGGAGAAUGCGAUCACUCUUCCUCACGGCUGUCAGACCAGCAUAGCCGACCAGUCGCAGGCGCUCAUGCUUGCCAUUCAAUUAUGCAACGUUCGGCGUCUACCCGCAGCAUGGCGGACAAAUACCCAGUGUGCGAUCCAGAAAAUCACUCCGGCUUUAGGUGCUGCACUUAAACACACGAAACAGUGGGACGCUGCGGCAACGGGCAUCUUGCUGUUCUCUUCCAAUAUCACUUUCUUGGUCCAGCUUUUCAACAAUCUUUCGAUCAUUACCGGAUCUCAUAGCAUCCAAAUCCACACUGCGCAAGGACUGAUCCAAAACCUCCGACGAGAUCCAAAUGCCGUCUCCGACCAUUUGCUUCCUGCUCUCUGCUCACUAGCCUCCAGUGAAGCAUUUGACAAACUGCACGAAGAUCUCAGGAUUGCCAUUGUCACCGUAAUUACUCGGCUCAGCACUCCCGAGAACGUGCCAGAACGGGCCCAUGAUCUUGUUGAGGCCUUGAGACAGGACAAUGUUAUGACGGACUCGAGAUUGCAAGCUGCCUUUCGUGAUCUGAGCGUUAGAGACAGGGUUGGCGAGUUGCACAGAUCUCAACGCAAGAGACGAAAGGUUGUCCAGAUGGAAAACGAAUCCGCACAGACUACGAUUCGGCGGAUCACACAACUACUCUAUGGCAUGAAUGGGGACAAUCUCAAUGGCAUAACAGAAGCUGCACCAUCCGCGUACCGAUCGUUGAGUGAAGAAGAGCAAUGUGAGGUAUGGCAACUACUGCGCAACUCGGCUCGCACGGACUCACAGGCGACGAUCAAAGUCGUUUCUGCUCUUGUGCAGAGCCGAGAGAUUGCGAUGAACAAACGAGCACGCAUCCUCUCCAUCAUCACUUUACAGACUUGCCUCCAGACAACAACCGACAGCGCUUACAUCAGUUUGACAAGUUCUCCCUUCGGACAACUGUGUCUCAGAGGGCUGCAAAGCUCUCUGCGUGAGCUCAGAGUCGCAUCUGUACAAUGCUUGGGCAGCUUCCUUCGCGACGAGUUGGCCGCGGAACUGAAAGAAGCAAAUCGCAAGUGUGCACUGGAGUUUCUGCGAGCUCUUUCCGAUCGUGAUGUCGCAAACGAACAAGAGACCCUGGUUUCUGCAUGGAGUCAGGUUGCACUGUUCUGUGAAGACUCGGAGCUCAAUCUAUCUCUGCUCCGCCUCGUCGAAUAUCUUGGCCAUUCGAAUCCCCUCAUCUCGGGCCUGGCAUUCACGGAGCUGGAGCGUAUCGCAGAAGCCAAGGCGAUUUCACCGAGUGAGCUUUUCAAGCCAUUCUGGAGUUCAAUAGCGGUGUCGGUGGUACAAGAUCUGCAUUCUCGACCGCAAAAGAUUCAACAGCUCUGUGACCUGCUGGAACUCGAUGUCAAUCGAUUCUUGGUCAACACUCAGCAAGAAACCGUCCCUGCAUUGGUCUUAACCCAGAAGAGCAACGUGUUGCAGAGGAUAGCAGCCGCUCGUGGACAUGGCACAACGGUGCAGGACCUUUUGCUGCAGCCUCGAACAAAUCUGAUGGCCACUCUAGCUCUUCUAUUGAUUCAACCCACUCAAAGCCCGGAAGAUAGCGCAAUGGCCUGCCUGGUGAGCGUUGCACCAGGCCUGCAGGGGACUGAUCUGUCCAACCUGGUCAAAAUAGACCCAGCUCUACUCGCCUGCCAUCUACUCAAGCAUGCAGGGGAUCAAAGCGAGAGUCGAAAGUCACGCGCAUACCAGGCUUUCCAGCUUUUCGCAAGCCUCGCCGAGAGGCGCGCGGGUGCUGCAAAGUCGAAGCCUUCUCGGAUGCUCACCGAGUUCUUCGACGUUCACAUCCUGGGUAUCAUGACGCACUUCUCCGAGAUCAUCGAGAACAAUACUGGUCUGUACUCAAAAUUAGAGCGACUGCGCUGUAUUCGAGCGAUUGCAGAGAUGGUCACCAUUGCAAAAACGCAAGUGAGUGGCGCACUACCGCAGAUUCGAGCCGCUCUUCAAUCUUCCAUGGACCACCCCGACCUGUGCCAGGCAUCUUUCUCGGCUUGGCUCUAUCUUCUGCCAAUCCUCGAAACCGACGACGUUGCGAGUAUCGUGGACCAGACCUUUGCAUUAAUCCUACGCCAUUGGCCGAACUUGUCUGAGGAUGUGCGGCAAACUUGUCAUCAGCAAAUCAGCAACUUAGUGAAGAACCACAACCAGAUGCUCCAAGAGCACAUCAUGACCCUUCCGUCGCUCGCCGGGGUACCCUUGCUAUCCAAGCUGUCUGCUGAAAUCGAGCGAGUCAAGGCGAGUGAGAGCAUAGAGGCUCACUGCAGAGCAUUCACGAAGCGACUCCUGGAUGAGAGCCGAGUCGUGGUGCUGAGAGCCUUGGAAGAGCUUCCUCCCUUCCUGAAUAAGAACCAAGAUUUUGUCUACGAUUGCGCAACCAGCGAACAACCGACGCCCGUGCUUCCUGAACUGUUUCGCGCGCUCAUGGAUGCCAAUGUCAAGUACUCCGCCGAGGACGGGAAUGCCGCUGAACUCUGUGGGAAGGCAUUCGGGAUCAUAGGCUGCCUUGAUCCGAAUCGCGUCGAGGCCACGAGGAAGAAGCGAAGGGUACUUGUGCUCUCAAACUUUGAUCGAGCCGCGGAGAUUGAAGACUGGAGUCUCGUCUUUCUCGAGGACAUCCUUGUCAAGGCGUUCAAGUCUGUCAGCAAUGCUAGAGCUCAAGGCUUCCUAGCAUUUGUGAUGCAGGAGUUACUUCGAUUCUGUGAGUUCAACGAAGGCACCGUCUUGCGUCAGCGGACCGCGCAGACCUUGUCCAAGCAACAGAAAUGGCAAAAAUUACCGGAAAGCGUUCGAAUCACCCUGACACCGCUCAUCAACUCGAGGUACGUUGUGACCAGCAGUGGAGCCAUCGCGGCACCGAACCGUGUAUAUCCAGGAUUCUCCCAAGAGUCCAGUCACAGCUCGUGGCUGCGCUCCUUGGUGUAUGAUCUAAUGUGGAAGGCCAAAGGCGAGAAUGCUCAGAUGGUCUUCCCCGUCCUUGCACGAACGAUCCGCGGCCACGAUCUAGCGAUUGCGAGCUUCAUGCUUCCCUACACGAUGUUGAAUGUCGUGCUUGGUGGCACAGUCGCCGAAGUCAAAGGCAUUGCAGACGAGCUCUUAGCCGUUCUCCAAUGCGAACCCAUCGGCGAUGUCCAACGGGAUACUAUCAAACUUUGCAGCGAGAGCGUUUUCAACGUCCUCGACUACAUGUCGUUGUGGCUGCAAGAGAAGAAGAAGGUGCUCGGGGAGGCGAGAGCGGCUGCGUACAAAACGGGGCGGUCUCCAGACGAUUUCGACGAAGCAAGAGACGUGGCUCAGAUAGAGACCGUGGAAACCUUCCUGAGCGGCAUUCCAGCCGAUGUCAUUGCAAACCGGGCUCUGCUAUGCGGAUCCUACGCCCGUGCUCUGUUCAACUGGGAGCAGCAUAUUCGUCGGCAGCGACCAAUCAUUCCGUCCCAACGACCUCCGCAGCAGGCAUCAGGCGACGAACUUCUUUAUGACAAGUUGCAAGACAUCUACGCACAGAUUGAUGAGCCAGAUGGCCUCGAGGGCAUCUCCGCGCACCUCACGCUGCUCAGUGAAGAUCAACAAGCGAUCCAGCAUGCAAAGGCUCGUCGAUGGGCUGCAGCUCAGGCCUGGUACGAAACUCAAUUGGCUCAAGAUCCCUACAACGUUGAUAUCGAAGAGCGACUGUUGAGCUGUUUCCGCGAGACUGGCCGAUAUGAGCCUUUACUGAAGUAUGCUGAAAGCUUCUUGACGGUAGACAGACAGGCCACCGAGACGCCGAACGCAGCUGCAAGACUCCUUCCCGACAUCUUAGGUGCACAGAUGAUGAAUGGCGAUCUGGAGGGCCUGUAUACUACGCUGGAGUCUACGGCGUUUCCCAUGCAGUCCGACUUCAACGCUGGUAUCGCCGGGCUCGUGCGCGCGGUUGCAGAUCACGAUGUACCAGCAGUCACGACGCAUAUCAAGCGCUUGCGGACUUCCAUCACGCAGAGCAUGACUGCUGCCAGUUCAAGCUCGGUUCAGGGCAGUCAUGAAGACUUGAAGAAGCUGCAUGUUCUCGGGGAGGUGGAGAUGCUCUGUUCAGAUGAUCUCAACACUAUGGAGGUCAAGACGAUGCUGGAGAGGCGAUUGGCUGUGAUAGGGUCUUACGUCCUUGACAAACAAUAUGUUCUCGGGGUCCGAAGAGUGAUAAUGGAGUCUAUUGAUGCCUUCACAGACCAGGAUGUUGGGUCUCUGUGGUUGACGACUGCGAAGUUUGCCCGACAGCUCGGCAACACCGAACACGCAUACAACGCGGUGCUCAAGGCCUACAAGCACGGCGAUAGGGGCGCGACGAUUGAGGAAGCUCGACUGUUGUGGCGGGAUGGUCAUCAAAGACAUGCGAUUCAUGCCCUUGAGACGGCGAUCGCAUCUGGGUUGUUUGAUACUGCGAACCAAGGUGAUGCCAACAUCCCGAUGCAUCAAAGCACAAUGACUACACGAAGCACCACCUCGACGAGGAGUUCGGAGGCCGGCACGCAGCACAACGUCAUAUCUGCCAAGGUACACCUUUUGCUUGCGAAAUGGCUGGACGCGACUGGACAAAGCCAGUUCAACGACAUGACCGAAAAGUUUCAGAAGGCUGCCAAGCUCUUUGCGCGAUGGGAGAAGGGCCAUUACUAUCUGGGCAAACAUUACCAGAAACUCCUUGACACGGAAAAGGGGCUGCCCAAGGAGAAGCAGAGCAGCCAGUAUCAAAGUGGCGAGCUUGACAGGCUGGUUGUUGAGAACUUGAUCCGCUCUAUCCCGUUCGGAAACAAGUAUUGGCACGAAACAAUCCCAAAGAUCUUGACCCUGUGGCUGGACCUGGGCGCCUGCACGGUCACCAAAGCUCGGCAUGAAGAGCAAGCCGUCUUCGAUCGCCGGGUCAAGGCACUCCAGAACUGCAACAAACAGCUUCAAAAGUACUUUGAGCGAGUACCUCCGUACGUCUUCUAUUCGGCGGUCCCUCAGAUGAUCUCUCGAAUCACCCACCCGAACAAGGAGGUGUGGAAACUGCUGUUGAACAUUCUAACCCGGAUCGCAUCGGCGCAUCCGAAUCAGACACUGUGGAGCUUGCUUGCUUUGGUGAAAUCGACCGACCGAACUCGCCUCGAACGUGGUACUGAACUACUGGAUCGGCUGAAGGAUCCCAAAAUCAAGGCGAGGGCGGAUGGCAGCAACAUAGACCUUCGAGUGAUGAUCACCCACGGACAGAGACUGUCCGACGGACUCUUGCGGGUGUGUGAAGUGCCGAUUGACAAGCACGGGCCUGAUGUGAAGCUAUCGGAGCACUUGGACUUCAACCACAAGCUGGUUCCCAGCCAACUCGUCGUGCCCAUCGAGACCACUCUGACCAUCAGCCUUCCAAGCGGAGCGAGUCACGACACCAUCAAAAGGCAUAAAGCGUUUGUGCAAGAAAAAAUCACCAUCCAAUCCUUUGCCGAAGAAGUGCUGGUGCUGAACUCGCUUCAACGACCGCGAAAAUUGACGGUGCGUGGGUCGGACGGCAAGCAAUAUGGGCUUUUGUGCAAGCCCAAGGACGACCUGAGGAAGGACCGCCGGUUGAUGGAGUUCAAUAGCAUCAUCAAUCGCACGCUCAAGCGAGACGCCGAGUCUAGCAAGCGACGCCUGUACGUGAAGACGUACGCCGUGACGCCGCUGAGUGAAGAGUCGGGGAUCAUCGAGUGGGUGGAAGGGAUCAAGCCGAUGCGGGACAUCUUGCUCAACAUCUACGCUCGCAAGGGGAUCCGACCGAAUUACACGGAGAUCAAGAACAUUCUCGACCAAGCAUCGUCCAGUCCCGAGAACGCGCACCUCUUCGGCGACAAGGUACUGAGCAAGUUCCCUUCAGUGCUGCACGAGUGGUUGGUGGAGGUCUACCCGGAGCCGGAGGCGUGGUUCGCGGCGCGACUGCGAUAUGCUCGGACUGCCGCGGUGAUGUCUAUAGUGGGGCAUGUGUUGGGCCUAGGCGAUCGACAUGGAGAGAACAUACUGCUGGAAGAGAGCACGGGAGGGGUGUUUCACGUCGACUUCAAUUGCCUGUUCGACAAAGGCUUGACGUUUGACAAGCCGGAACUGGUGCCCUUCCGCUUGACGCACAACAUGGUCGACGCAAUGGGAGCAUACGGCUACGAAGGCCCGUUCCGCAAGUCGAGCGAGCUCACCGUGCGGCUGCUGAGACAGAACAAAGGCACGCUCAUGACGGUGCUGGAGACGUUCCUGUACGAUCCGACGACGGACUUUAUCGGCAAGAAGAAGCGGUCGACAGCCGGGGUGCCAGAGACGCCGCAAGAGAUUCUGGAGAGCGUGGAAAACAAGCUGAAGGGCUUGUUGAAGGGCGAGAAGGUGCCGUUGGGGGUGGAGGGAUAUGUGGAUGCGUUGAUCAAGGAAGCCACCAGCCCGUGGUGCUUGGCGAGCAUGUAUAUUGGGUGGUGUGCAUUCUUUUAGAAAACCCACCUGGCCUUCGGGGCACAAAGAACAAUAAUAUAGCUUGGCACAGUCCCGUGCUCUCGCGUUUGGUGACGAGACACCGCGUGUCGGCCAUGCCCGUUCCAG